Doryrhamphus excisus (bluestripe pipefish) is the source of this 737-nucleotide messenger RNA. NCBI's taxonomy places the organism in Eukaryota, Metazoa, Chordata, Actinopteri, Syngnathiformes, Syngnathidae. The record is from RefSeq and is a predicted model, not a curated record.
UGACGAAAGGCCGUGACCUGGCAGGUCCACCGCCACAUAUUGGAACGCUGGCAGGAAGUAGAGAGCAAAAGAAGGUUUAGCAUCAGCAGAUGAAACUAAAGAACAGUACUAAUUGUUCUGCUUUAGUUUAACAUAGUAGCAUUAAGUAGUUGUCAGGCAAAUAUAUCUCACCAUCUCAUUCAUCCAGGUCAUGGCAGACUUGAACUGACAUGGUUCUCAGGUUCUGGGGUCCAGUAGAGGAAGACUACAACACCUAUGGAGGUGUGGUUCUGACUUGUUUACACGCCGAGCACCACAAUACCCAGAAGCUGUGGCCCAAAUUUGCAGAAAUUCACGAGGCCAACCUGGCUGGGAAUUCUGACAUUUCUGCGAAAUUGGGAGAGCUGCUGAAGGCUAGAGGUAGAGCCAUGAAACACAAGAUAUCCACCAAUAACUUCAAGGAGAAGGCUGGGCUUGAGCAACAGGCUAUGAAAAACGUGGUGGGCAUCUUAAUGGCUGACAACGAGGCCAUAUACAAAGGGCUUGGCUUUACAGGCUGAGGGCCAUUUUGAAAAUAUGUCAGUCUUUGGGGUUUUGAAAAUCUCUGACACUUUCUGUGUCCUCUGAGUUACUGUCUGUGUGUAACGUACGUCGGUAAAUCUCACUGACGCUUUUAGAGUCACGCUGGACAUCGAGUUGACAGCUCGGGCUUUUAGGAAGCACUUUCGAUGGAUUGUGGUCGAGCCUCAGGCAUGAAC